CUGAGAUGUGAUUUACGGCAAUACAAAAAAAAUGUCUUGGGCGCGUAUCCAUGGCAACAACUCCGUGUGUUGACGAUCAGAGGCAAGAUGGCGGAGGAAGAGAUAAUAUCGGCGCUUCCCAUAGCCACAGAGCAAAAGAAACGACGGGCUCCUAAAGCCCCAGAGCUUCCCAUCUUGGAGAGGAGGAACUGGCUCAUCCAUCUGCACUACAUCCGCAAAGACUAUGAAACCUGCAAGGCAAUCAUCAAAGACCAGCUGCAAGAGACCAAUGGAGUGUGUGAAUAUGCUAUAUAUGUUCAAGCACUAAUCUUGCGACUGGAGGGGAAGAUCCAGCAGUCCCUGGAGCUGUUCCAGAGCUGUGCCAUUCUCAAUCCCAGCAGCUCUGACAAUCUCAAGCAAGUGGCCAGAUCACUUUUUCUGCUGGGGAAGCACAAGGCAGCGAUUGAAGUCUAUCAUGAAGCUGCAAGACUCAAUGAGAAGGACUGGGAAAUCAACCACAAUCUGGGUGUGUGUUAUUCCUUUAUAAAAGACUUCAAAAAUGCUGAGGAGCAUCUAAACAUAGCACUGAGAUUGAACAAACACGACAGGGCUUUCAUGACACUGGGGAAGGUUCAUUUACUGGCUGGGGACACUGACAAGGCCAUUGAAGUAUACAAGAGUGCAGUGGAGUUCUCUCCUGAAAAUACCGAUCUGCUGACUACGCUUGGCCUGCUGUUUCUACAGCUUGGGAAAUACCAAAAAGCAUUUGAGCACCUUGGGAAUGCCCUUACUUAUGACCCUAACAACUAUACAGCCAUUCUAGCUGCAGGUAGUAUGAUGCAGACCCAUGGUGACUUUGAUGUGGCAAUGAACAAGUAUCGUGUGGCAGCUUGUGCUGUGCCCGAGAGCCCCCCUCUCUGGAACAACAUUGGCAUGUGCUUCUUUGGCAAAAAGAAAUAUGUGGCUGCCAUCAGCUGCCUGAAGCGGGCCCACUACUUGUCUCCAUUUGACUGGAAAGUGUUGUAUAACUUGGGCCUGGUACACCUUACCAUGCAGCAGUAUGCCUCUGCCUUCCAUUUCCUCAGUGCAGCCAUCAACCUAAACCCCCGCAUGGGGGAGCUCUACAUGUUAUUGGCAGUGGCCCUGACUAACCUGGAUGAUGUAGAGAAUGCCACAAGAUCAUAUGAACAAGCUGUGGCUCUUGACAAGACCAACCCUCUGGUCAACCUGAACUUUGCUGUCCUGCUGUACAAUCAUGGAGACAAGAAGGGAGCCCUGGAUCAGUACCAUGAAAUGGAGAGGCGAGUCAACUUGCUGAGAGAUAGCAGCAGUAAUAUUGAGUUUGAUCCUGAGCUGGUGGAUAUGGCUCAGAGGAUGGGGGCUGCCCUGCAGGUGGCAGAGAGUCUUGUAUGGACUAAACCAGCCAAAGACUCCAAGUCAAAACCUCUCUUAGCUGCCACCACCAAAACCCCUGGUGCUCCCCUUGGUACUAACCAGGCCCUGGGCCAAGCCAUGUCUUCUGCUGCCAGCUACAACAAGAACAUUGAGCUACAAACAGGAGCCACCAAAGCUCCCUCCAUGCCCCUUGAACCAGAGCCUGAUAUUGACAGCGCACCCAGCCCACCCAGUGAUCCACCUGGUUCCCCUGAACCUGAGGAGUCCCAAACCCCCAAACUCAAAGCCUCCAGGAGUAAGUCUAAAAUGGAGGAAGUAAAUUAGCUUGGAGCUUAGGAAACACAUCAGCUGCUUCAUCAUGGAUCACCAUCUCAUUAUGGAAGCAAAUGAAGGGUAAUGCACACCAAUCAAACUGUUUUUGGUGUUGCAGCUCAUAGCAUUAUGAGUUUUAGACAUACAGCCUUGAGCUGGGCUUUCAUUCUAUGUAGUUGUUGCAUAAUAGUCUUUAAUCUUACAAAGGAAAUGUAAAUGCAAAUUGAAAAAGGGGUGGGAAAGUUCAUACCUGUAUGUGCACUCCAGAUCAUCUAUGAAUAUUUAGUGUCAAAGACAUAAUUCAUUGCUUUUGGAAGAAUCACUGUAUUUUUGCUACAAGCCCAGUACAUUGAAGCAAAAGUGGAUACGACAAUCACAGUUGAAACCUGAAUGUAUAGGGGUAGCCAAAUUCAAAAUGCAUCAUUGGAUAUGGCUGAAUUGUAAGAGAGGACUCUUUUUUGAGUCUCAUUGAAUGUAAAUAGAGAUGCUAGCCUUGUGCUAUUAUGUGUGGAUUAAAUGUUUAUAGUUAUGUAUUUAUUGUUAUUAAAUUGAGUC
Lampris incognitus (smalleye Pacific opah) is the source of this 2241-nucleotide messenger RNA. It is a transcript of the gene bbs4, whose product is annotated as Bardet-Biedl syndrome 4. Lineage: Eukaryota; Metazoa; Chordata; Actinopteri; Lampriformes; Lampridae. The record is from RefSeq and is a predicted model, not a curated record. Gene Ontology annotation, molecular function: protein binding. Gene Ontology annotation, biological process: protein localization to cilium; cilium assembly. The transcript has 16 exons. Bases 88 to 1698 code for a protein of 536 amino acids. Gene Ontology annotation, cellular component: ciliary basal body.